UUCAUUCACAAUGCUCGGGCUCAGAAUUGCGCUCGUUGCGUCGAUCGAUCUCCGACCCCAGAACUCCUCCUCGUCCUGCUGCAGUGCCAGUGCCAGUGCUUCGAUUCCCAGGGCAGCAGCGACUCUCCACCCAAUUCUGCAAUUUAAUCGGAGAGAAGUACGAGCAGCAGCAGCGUCCGGGGCUUUGACAGAGGGAGAAAUCAUGGUGAAGGCCAAGUCACUCCAAGUGACGAAGUUCGGUGGCCCUGAGGUAUUGCAGUUUGAGGAUGUUGAAGUGGGCGAACCUGCCGAGGGCCAGGUGCGAAUCCGACAGACUGCCAUAGGUCUGAAUUUUAUCGACAUUUAUUAUCGCGAGGGAAAAUACACGGCUCCCACUCCAUUUGUACCAGGAGUGGAGGCAGUAGGGGUGGUGACAGCAGUCGGCCCCGGAUUAACAGGACGACAAGUCGGAGAUCGGGUGGCCUACAUGGGAGUUCUGGGGGCCUACACGGAAGAGCGACUCAUCGCUGCUGACAGACUUGUCCCGGUACCCAGCAGCAUCAAUGAUGUGACUGCUGCUGCACUCCUGCUCAAGGCAGCAACUGCUCAGUGUCUUCUGCGUCAAGUAUUCAAGGUUGAACCAGGUCAUGUUAUUCUGGUCCAUGCAGCUGCUGGUGGAGUCGGUUCACUAUUAUGUCAGUGGGGUAGUGCCCUGGGUGCCACUGUGAUUGGUGUUGUCUCAACCGAGGUGAAAGCUGCCCAAGCCAAAGAAGACGGUGCACAUCAUGUCCUGAUUCAGUCUGAGGGUGAUUUUGUCGAGAAGGUGAAACAAAUCACGAACGGUGAAGGAGUCCACGUUGUGUAUGAUUCUGUCGGAAAGGAUACAUUCCUGCAAUCGUUGGCGUGCUUACGAGCACGGGGUUGCAUGGUCAGCUUUGGACAAUCAUCUGGAUUUCCAGAACCUUUCACCAUGUCAGUACUAGCGAAAGGGUCUUUGUUUCUGACGAGACCUACUGUAAUGGACUACACACGCACCAGAGAUGAACUACUGACGUGCGCGGGUGAGGUCUUCAGUGCACUAGCUGGGGGUAUUAUUAAAGUCAGGGUAAAUCAGACAUAUCCAUUCUCAGCAACCGCCCAAGCGCAGAAGGACCUUCAAGAACGGAGAACAACUGGCUCCACUGUUCUUAUCGUGGAUAGCACUGCAACUGAUGCUGCGAAGGUCUAGUGGUGUAGUAAAUUACUCCAUGUACUUGCGGAUUUUUCCGUCGCCUGUUUACGUGAGCUUGUCGAUUAGGCACCUGUAAAACCAUGCGUUGAUUUCGUGACUCACCUUUGGAUCUAAGAUUCACUUCUUACAGCGGCUUCAGAUUUUUGUAACGAGUUCGAGUCCUGAAAUGUGUCUAGGCAAAGGGUUUUAGUACUCGCACCUUGAUCAUCGAGUUUAUGUCGAUAAUUUUGUUCUUGGUUAGGAAAUUGUUAAUAAAAGUUAUCGUUUUGUUUCCUCCAUGCCAUGGCCCGGGUCUGCAUGUGGAAGGUUUGCCAAAACAUUGAAACUUUCAAGAGAAGGAUGAUUGAUAUACCAAGAUAGAUACAAAUUUCUCCGGCUUUAGGCUUCCGACACGGUGCCAAUGUAUUCUUUCCAACCUUCUGGUUGCUUUGCG
Marchantia polymorpha subsp. ruderalis is the source of this 1643-nucleotide messenger RNA. The record is from the annotation of a GenBank genome assembly. NCBI's taxonomy places the organism in Eukaryota, Viridiplantae, Streptophyta, Marchantiopsida, Marchantiales, Marchantiaceae.